UUUAUCCUUUAAUUGAAUGUUAAAGCCUAUCAAAGAUUGCCAGGUUCUUAUGAAGACGCACAGCAAAUGUUUGGUGGUUCGGUGUACUGGCUUGUUUGUUUUGAAUAGUUGAUCUUUUGACAGCUUUGAAAGAGUAUCCAGAAGCUGAUAAAAUCUUUAAAGAGGUUAUUUUUAAUUGCUAUGGUAUCAAUUGUAUUUAUUAGGGCAGUGAAUUGUUGCGGGAAGACAAUCUAUUUGAUGAGAAUGCUUUAGAAGAACAAGAAUCAAAAGGAAAAAUGACUGAAGGACUCCAAUCUUUUGUUAGAAUUCAGCAAAUUAGGUUUGAAAAUUAAUUGGUUUGACUAUUUGGUUUCCACAGUUUUUCGUUUAUUUUUUCAAGGUUUGCCCUUUUUGGAACUUACUGUUUUAAAAAGUUUCCGUUAUCGAUGUUUAAAUCGCCAUACGAUUGCUUCCCUUGUGUAGUGUUCGUUAUAGUGGGUUUUGUUGGCCCACCAGAUUUCACAAUUAUGCUUCAGUCGAAAGAGCUCGUCGGGCUGACUUGAGCGGGGGAAGAAGGCGGAUGGACGUACAGGGACCGAGUUUUACAGACUCCUGAAAACAAAAGUAGCUGAUUUUGGGAUGAAAAAUUCGAAAAUGCAAAUAAUAGCCACAGGGAUCUUUUUAUUCUCAAGAUCGAACCAAAUAAACCUUCCUUUUAUUUUUAAGAUUUCCAAGCUUAGGGGUUUGCAAACAGCAUAAAUUCUAACAUUUUUGUUUCGUUAACGAUUUAUUUUUUCAGUUUAAAGAACGUAUAGACGAGAAGCAAAUGGUCAAACAUGGACAAGGGUUGACCGCCCACAAAGACAAAGACAACAUCUGAUCGUUGGGCAAUAAAGAAGCAAUUGAAUUACAUAAAAAGGAAGUGCUGGGCACCAAAUAUCAAAAUUGGGAAAGGAAAACGAAAACAGUUUUUUUUCAUUUUUGUUUAAUUAGACACAGUCGAAAUACCAAUCAAACUUUUGGAAUCGACAUUUUCCCAAAAAUGAAAAGAAAAUCGGAUUAAUUGCCAAAAUCCUCAUUUCGACUGUAUUACAAUUAUUUUGUUUUAUAUAAUUUUGGUUGUUUUUUAGCCAAAUUUCUAUUUGUUUAAUAAAUAAAAAUGAAUUUGUUGUUGCUGAAUUACAAUUUCUCAUUAAACUUUAUCGAGGGCUUUAAAUUUAAAUCGACUUCUAGGAGAAUUUCACGGUCUCAUACCCUAAUUAAAUUUCAAAGAGCCCGUCUUUCAUGUUACAGACUCUUGUAUUCCUUUUUGUAUUGAGAACUACUCUUACUCCUUUUCAAUAUAAGGUGGAAUGUAGCAUGUAGAGAAAGAAAAUGAGUGAGGUAGUUGAGAAGUUGGGAUGUAAUGUUAAAAAUAAAUGACACUUUGUCC
This is a messenger RNA of Meloidogyne enterolobii, 1411 nucleotides long. The record is from the annotation of a GenBank genome assembly. Lineage: Eukaryota; Metazoa; Nematoda; Chromadorea; Rhabditida; Meloidogynidae.